AUGGUGUCUAUCGACAAGUAUAGCUUCCCGGUCUUUGAUGACCUGCCGUCUGUUCCGGGGCAACCUCAGGGCUGUCUUUGGGGAUUUUUCGACAAGGAUGGAAACAAGGAUGAACUCGGUACUCUCAAUCUUCUCAAUGCCGACACCGUAAGAAAUGCCUCGCUUGAGAUUCAGACUGGGAAGCACGUGCAACUCGAUUGGCCUAUGAACAACCUUGAAUUCCCAGGCUUUGGUCGCAUUCCCAUUGAGCAUAAUGUGAAGCAAAUGGCUUCGGAGGGUUUCCUCGGGCUUGAUGAUGAGAUCAAGAUCAACACUCAGACAAGCUCUCAGUGGGAUAGCUUGAAACACUGGAGUAUACAGAAACAGGGUUUAUUCUAUAACGGUUUGUCUAUCCAAGAUGCCUUGAAAUCACCGCGAAAUGGGUUUCACAACGUUUGUGAACGAGGUGGAAUAGUUGCUAGAGGAGUGUUAGUUGACUGGUUAAGAUGGUGGGAAUAUCACAACCCAGGCAAAGAGCCCCCGUCUGCUAUAUCACCCUAUGCAAUCCCAGUCUCCGAAUUAGAAGAAGUACUCAAAUUCCAAGGCACAGAAUGCCACCAAGGAGACGUUCUUAUCGUUAGAACUGGAUUUGUCCGUUGGCACAAUCAAGCGGAUAAGUCUACUAGAGCUCUCGGUACCAAGCAGCAGCAUUACAUGAUUGGUGUAGCGAACAACAUGGAAACUGUUCGCUGGCUUUAUUCCAAGCACUUUUCAGCCGUUGCUGGAGAUACAAUGGGAUGGGAGGCUUGGCCUUAUCCUGAGCACUGCUGCCUCCAUGAGUGGCUCUUGUGCCAGUGGGGAACUCCAAUCGGAGAGCUGUGGAAUUUGGAGCAACUGAGUGUCGUUUGCGAAGAAUUAAAGAGAUGGUCAUUCUUCUUAACAAGUGCUCCGAUCCAUGUUAUUGGUGCUGUUGGAUCUCCGCCAUGUGUCAUUGCUGUAUUCUAA
Trichoderma harzianum CBS 226.95 is the source of this 984-nucleotide messenger RNA. RefSeq lists its product as hypothetical. Gene Ontology annotation, molecular function: arylformamidase activity. The record is from RefSeq and is a predicted model, not a curated record. The transcript has 6 exons. NCBI's taxonomy places the organism in Eukaryota, Fungi, Ascomycota, Sordariomycetes, Hypocreales, Hypocreaceae. The coding region runs from base 1 to 984 and encodes 327 amino acids.